Molecule: messenger RNA, 2724 nt
Organism: Lithohypha guttulata
Lineage: Eukaryota; Fungi; Ascomycota; Eurotiomycetes; Chaetothyriales; Trichomeriaceae
Exons: 2
Coding region: 1-2724 (907 amino acids)
Biological process (GO): vesicle-mediated transport
Cellular component (GO): intracellular membrane-bounded organelle; Mon1-Ccz1 complex
Source: RefSeq, a predicted model, not a curated record
AUGGCACAAGUACUCGAAGGAGCUCGGGUUGUGCCAGCUCAGCUCGACUUUCUUGCCAUCUACAACCCUACCCUUAGUAGCUCUGACGAAUCGCUAAAAGACCAAAUUGUCUUCUUCCACUCCAACCAAAAUCGAGGAAAGCGUGGCCAAGCAGAGGACGUAAAGCAGAAGCAGGCUUCGAUACAGUCAGAAGAUGAGGAGAAUGAGAAGUUACGGCAGGUAGGGCUUGCUCAGGGUAUGGUGAACUUUGCGAAAAACUUCUCAGAUUCAAACGUCGACACUAUCGAAACCGAAAAGUCACGUAUCGUCCUACACGAACUCGAGAGAGACUGGUGGGUUCUUGCUUGUAUAGACUUGACGCGACUCCCAGCUUCAAAGAAACCAGGCCAGGACGACAAUACAACCACUAAAUACGAGUACUCGGCUCGAGAAGUUGCACCUGCUCCUUUACUGAUAGCCCAGCUCGUCCAAGCCAACUCUCUAUUCCUCCUCCACAAUGCCUCAAGCCUUACAGAACUGCUAUCACGAAGUGGACGCGAUGCCUUGUGUAAUACACUAGAUCGCUUCUGGACCAAGUUUGCACGAGCCUGGGAUGUACUUCUUCAUGGCAAUCCUGCUUCCUCUAUUUACAGCGCGACCAAAAUUGCUGGUGGAGGUGAGCUUGGUAUAGGAGUAGGCGAGGAAGAAUGGGGCAGUGGUGAAAGAGAAGUGCUUGAAGGCUUUAUAGAUCGGACUGAAGGGCUACAGGAUCUGGUGGUAGGCCGCUAUGGUCUACCUCCAGCCACCGAUCGACCUGCGUCAGCCCACAAGAACAAUCUAGGCAUGUGGCUCGGCACUGGCAACGAUCCCGUCGCAGCUGACGGUGUGAUAUUCUCUGGUAAAGGCUUAUUGUCCCGCAGGUCGCUCUGCACCGUCUCGCAAUGGAUGGAGGCCAUAUUCAAAUAUGGUGAAGACGCCUAUGGUGUAAGCGAGAAUCCCAGCUCAAGACGAAGACCUAGGCGAAAGAGACCGAACGUUCAACGUUCAAGCUCUAGCGGCGACAGAACCACCGCUCAAGAAACACACUCAAGAACACCAAAAUCCACAACACGUACUACCAAUCUACGCAAACGAGCCCUUGAGAACAAUACCCCUCCUCCUGGUGUUCCUGCGCCGCUGGUCCGUCAAGUAGAGAAUUCGCUCGAGAACGCCCUUGCCAAAGCUUCUGCUGAUGCUUCCAGAGAUGUCCCUGAGGACAAAGAAUUGCAGAAUUCGACUGAAGCACCGACAACAACGGAGAACCAGCCAGCGCUGUUCGGGGCUGAGAACAUGGUGAAAUAUUUGACCCUGGGAUACGGCACGUCUUGGACAUUAAACCCUAAAGGUCGCAAAUCGAACAAAACAGCCAUCACACCAGCCGAGAACAGCAACAAGGAUCAACAGAAAAGCGCAAAUGUGACUACGACCAAAGACCAUUUGAAACAAAUUGAGCCUACUCCUGAGGUUACUGAGGAUGAGCAGCCUUUCAAGCAGAAAUUGGAACAGUCUAUAGGCAGAUUCGUUAUAGGUCUGGCUGGCGAUCUGGAGCAGGCAGAAUUCGAUAUUGACGAAGGUGAUGACGAUCAAGCAAACCAGGACUCGGAGCGGCCCGAGUGCAGAUUGUUCCUAAGAACGUUGACUGUCGAGAUGGCACAACCAAAGCAGCAAAGUCACGAAAAUUCGAUUCGUCCGAGAUUGUUCGAAUCUACAAAGAGUACAGACAGCAAUGCUACUAUUCAGGGAAAUCCAGAACCGAAGACUAGUGCGGCUGCAUCAGUAGAUGGGUCUCAACCUAACAUUACACACCAAAAGGCACAGGUUGCGGUCUAUGUCCACCAGCCAUUUAUAUUCGUCUUUUUGUUUCAACUACAUACACCUAAUCUGACCAUGCCAUCAUUUUACCGCAGCAUCCACAACCAGCUCGGUCCACUGCAAAGACCUCUUCUCAGAAGUACUGACCCUAGCAGGAUCACUGAGCGCAUAGCAGAGGGUCUGGGAGAGAAAAACACAGCAUCAAGAACAAGCGAUGCUUCACAGUCAACGAAUCCGAUCUAUGAUCUGAUCUACGAUCCGAAUCGUCUCAUCGUACGAACCUCAAUACCCAAUAUCCCUGUGCCUGGCAGCCUUGCUGCAGAAGGCCUUACAUCAAGCACGUCAAGCUUCUUGUCGGUGUCUGGCAGUUGGUACACACUCGGCAUCCCAAUUGGUACCUCUUCUGAAAAUACUGAACACUUAGCAGAUAGUCUUGUCAAAUCGGCAUGGUCACGCACAGAAGCAUUGAAUGCACAUACUCAGCUUCUUAACACGUACAUCGCUACACGCACUGGCCAAGAGAAAGAACACACUGUCAAGACUGCACGGGGUUGGUGGGUGAUAUGGACGAAGGUCGUUCCUCUCAGGACCAACAAGGAUAAGAGGACCAUUAUGAACGACGACGAUAGAUCUGAAACCACAUCGAGUCUGCGUACCUAUGUUGAUUCGCACAAAGAAGCAUUUCUUGUGCGAAAGGCAGCUGACCAUCGACCCACUUUGUCCGCUCAAUCUCGAAACCUAAGCUCUGGUCCAGGAAAAUGGCUGCUUAGAGAGCAGAAACGAGAUGUUAGUGGUGCUAGUACAGUAGGAGCUGCGAGUGCUAGAGGUGUUAGCGAAGGAGUUGGAGUUGACACCAAGAAGUGGAUCGAGGGUUUGUUGUCGUUAACACAGUAA